GGUGAAGAGAAGUUGGAGUUGGCAGAUGAAGUGGUAUUAGUUGUUGUGUUUAAAUGCAUAUGGAUGUUGGGAGUUAGGAUAUUGUUUGAUGAGUUAAGAUUUAGAUUAUUUGUUAUAAUUUGGUUGUUAAACAUAUGGAUUAACAAAGAAGA
This is a messenger RNA of Acaulospora morrowiae, 152 nucleotides long. NCBI's taxonomy places the organism in Eukaryota, Fungi, Glomeromycota, Glomeromycetes, Diversisporales, Acaulosporaceae. The record is from the annotation of a GenBank genome assembly.